AUGGAUGUCCUUGCUGAUGAGCUCCUUGAAGAAUUGUCAAUAGAAGACCCUCUACAGCAUGCUUUGACGAUAGAGAGGCCAGCUGAAGAAGCCUCGGUCAUUCAACAAGGGGACACCCAGCAAAACGACUGGAGCGAGCUUAAGGCGCCUAAGGUGGAGCUUAAACCUCUCCCCAAUGGUGUAAGGUAUGCAUUUCUUGGUCCUAAUGGAACUUAUCCAGUCAUUGCAUAUCGAAGAAUGCCAUUUGGUCUAUGUAAUGCUCCAGCCACCUUUCAAAGGUGCAUGAUGUCGAUCUUUUCUAAUCUGAUUGAGGAUGUUGUGGAGGUGUUCAUGGAUGAUUUCUCUGUCUAUGGAUCUUCGUUUUCUGCUUGUUUGUCAAAUUUGUGCAGGGUCCUACAGAGAUGUGAAGACACCAACCUUGUGCUGAACUGGGAGAAGUGUCACUUCAUGGUCAAAGAAGGGAUUGUGCUUGGGUUUUACAGGAGAUUCAUAAAGGACUUCUCCAUGAUCACUAGACCAUUGACCAGGCUGCUGUGCAAAGAAGCCACCUUCAGCUUUGAUGUGGAGUGUCUAGAAGCCUUCAAGAAGCUGAAAGGUGAACUCAUCAGUGCUCCAAUUGUCCAGCCACCUAAUUGGGAUCUCCCCUUUGAGAUCAUGUGUGAUGCUAGUGAUUAUGCUGUGGGAGCUGUUUUGGGGCAGAAGAAAGAUGGCAAGACCCAUGUGAUCUACUACGCGAGCCAAACCCUGAAUGAUGCUCAGAUGAGAUAUGCCACAACAGAGAAGGAGAUGCUAGCCAUUGUCUUUGCCUUUGAGAAGUUCAGAAGCUACUUGGUGGGAUCUAAAGUCAUUGUCUACACAGAUCAUGCUGCGUUGAGACACCUUUUGGCGAAGAAGGAUGCAAAGCCCAGGCUCUUGAGAUGGAUUCUUUUGCUGCAAGAGUUUGAUUUAGAGAUCAAGGACAAGCCAGGAGUUGAGAAUGGUGUAGCUGAUCACUUGUCCAGGCUGAGAGUGGAGUGUGGCAUUCCCAUUGAUGAAGGACUCCCUGAGGAACAGAUCAUGGCUAUUGGAGCAGUGAUAGCAGCAACAGAAGAGAAAGAACCUUGGUAUGCUGAUUUGGUGAAUUACCUAGCCACAGGAAAAGAGCCUUUGAAUCUUGUGGGUUAUGCCAAGAAGGUGUUUGAUGUGUGGGGUAUUGACUUCAUGGGGCCAUUUCCAUCAUCACAUGGCAACAAGUACAUCCUGGUAGCUGUUGAUUAUGUCUCAAAAUGGGUGGAAGCUAUUGCAAGUCCCACCAAUGAUGUAAGAGUGGUAAUCAAGAUGUUCAAGAGCACCAUCUUUCCAAGGUUCGGAGUUCCAAGAGUUGUAAUCAGUGAUGGAGGGUCUCAUUUCAUCAACAAACUGCUUGAGGGACUUCUCAGGAAGAACGAUGUUAAGCACAAGGUUGCAACUCCUUACCAUCCUCAAACAAGUGGUCAAGUUGAGAUUUCUAACAGAGAGAUCAAGAAGGAUUGGUCAGUUAAGCUUGAUGAUGCGCUUUGGGCUUACAGGACAGCUUACAAGACACCUCUGGGGACCACACCUUUCAACCUAUCGUACGGGAAAGCUUGCCAUCUACCAGUGGAGCUUGAGUACAAGGCACUUUGGGCAGUAAAGUUGCUGAACUUUGACAUCAAGAGUGCCACGGAGAAAAGGCUUUUUCAGCUACAUGAGCUUGAUGAGAUAAGAAUGGAUGCCUUCGAAAACUCAAGGAUCUACAAGGAGAAGACUAAAUCUUUCCAUGACAAGAAUAUCCUAAAGAGAGAGUUUAAAGAAGGAGAUCAAGUUCUUCUCUACAACUCAAGACUGAAGUUGUUUCCAGGAAAGCUUAAGUCAAGGUGGUCCGGCCCUUUCAAGGUCAAAGAGGUUAAGCCAUAUGGAGCAAUAGUUUUGUGGAGUACUGAUGGAAGAGACUUCACAGUCAAUGGGCAAAGGGUUAAGCUCUACAUGGCUGAUGCACCUGAGGAAGAUGGAGUUUCAACUCCACUGUCUGAUCCUACCCCAGCCUAAUCC
Brassica napus (rape) is the source of this 2049-nucleotide messenger RNA. RefSeq lists its product as uncharacterized. Gene Ontology annotation, molecular function: nucleic acid binding. Lineage: Eukaryota; Viridiplantae; Streptophyta; Magnoliopsida; Brassicales; Brassicaceae. The transcript is spliced from 7 exons. The record is from RefSeq and is a predicted model, not a curated record. Gene Ontology annotation, biological process: DNA integration. Bases 1 to 2046 code for a protein of 681 amino acids.